Molecule: messenger RNA, 1305 nt
Organism: Spathaspora passalidarum NRRL Y-27907
Lineage: Eukaryota; Fungi; Ascomycota; Pichiomycetes; Serinales; Debaryomycetaceae
Gene: HNT1
Product: adenosine 5'-monophosphoramidase
Exons: 1
Coding region: 29-469 (146 amino acids)
Biological process (GO): nucleotide metabolic process
Molecular function (GO): catalytic activity
Source: RefSeq, a predicted model, not a curated record
AAUUGACAACUAACGCUUUAAAAAAAUUAUGUCAUCUGCUAGCUGUAUCUUCUGUAAGAUAAUCAAGGGUGAAAUCCCUUCAUUCAAGUUAAUCGAAACCCCAUUAAGUUUUGCAUUUUUAGAUAUCCAACCCCUUUCUGAAGGACAUAUUUUGGUUAUCCCUAAGCACCACGGAGCCAAGUUGCACAACAUCCCUGAUGAAAAUUUGGCUGAUAUUUUGCCUGUGAUCAAGAAAUUGACCAAGGUUUUGAAAUUGGAUGAAAACGAUACUCCGGAAGGAACCGGUUAUAAUGUCUUGCAAAACAAUGGUCGUAUCGCUCAUCAAGAAGUUGACCAUGUUCACUUCCACUUAAUUCCAAAGGUUGAUCCAAAGACUGGGUUGGGCGUUGGAUGGCCAGCACAAGCUACUGAUUUUGAUAAAUUGGGUAAAUUACAUAAGGAGUUGAUUGAAAAGUUGGAAAAGUUGUAAGAUUAAGGGGAGGUGACGGGAUUUGUUAAAAGAUUUAUAUAUAUUAAAUUGAUAAAUAAAUAUGAAUUAUUCAUUAAAAUGCGAUUGUAUGCUGUUUUUUUCCUCUCUCGUAAAUAUGCAAAAGUGUUAGAGAAUGCCUCCGAUUAAUCCACCAAGAUAUCCCAUGAUAUAACUUGUGAAAAAGGUUAAUGUUGUAGCUCCAAAUGGAAAGUAACUAAAGGUGUAAUAAAGAACCGCAAAGAACUCAAUCAAACUGGAAAAUAUUGUAGCAAUUGUACUCUUAAUCACCACAGCACUAUAAAGUGUUAAUAAAAUACUGGAAAAGAACACUGUUGUAAACACAAUACGGUCCCUCGAAGUUAAAUGCCGUAUGUAGUUGUAAGGACCUUGUAAUACACCAAAUGAUACCACGAAUAACACUGAUCCACCUGUCCAUAACAAAGCAAAUUUUCUUGGUCGGAGUGCCAAUACGGGGAACAUAAAAAAACAUAAGACAAAACAUAACACGGAAGCAGCAAGACAACAACUGAAUCCAAUCAAUCUCUCAACUCGAGAUAACUGGAACCAUCGCGGUUCGUCAACAUUUGUUGCAUUUGUAUUACCUAGUUCUUGCACUGAAGUAGGAAGUUUGGUAUACAAGUUAUUUGCACCUGUUUUCACAUAAUCUGUCCAGUCGGAAAGAAUAGGUCGAGGUGCGUUGGCAGAAGAAGAUCCUGAAGUUGAUCUUUGGUUCCAGUUCUUGAACAGCUGUCUAAAUACAUUUUCUGUGUCGGCUGACAUAUCCAAUAAAGAUAAAGGUGAUAACAGAUAAUAAUAACUGACCUGUGUAACUAUUC